Molecule: messenger RNA, 696 nt
Organism: Apodemus sylvaticus (European woodmouse)
Lineage: Eukaryota; Metazoa; Chordata; Mammalia; Rodentia; Muridae
Product: carcinoembryonic antigen-related cell adhesion molecule 15
Exons: 3
Coding region: 7-696 (229 amino acids)
Biological process (GO): T cell activation
Cellular component (GO): external side of plasma membrane
Source: RefSeq, a predicted model, not a curated record
GGGACCAUGGAGUCCCCUUCUCUGCUUCUCUGCAAAGGGCUGCUGCUCACAGCGUCACUUUUAAUCCUCCGGAACUUGCCAGCUGCAGCACUGCCAGCAUCUAAAGAAAUGCGCUUCUCAGCUGCGGAAGGGGCAAAGGUUCUCCUCUAUGUUCCUGACCAGGAAGAGAACCUCCUCUCCUUUUCCUGGUACAAAGGGAAGGAUGCAAAUGAAAAUUUUACAAUUGCACACUACAAAAAGUCCAGCGAUUCACUUCAACUUGGAAAGAAAGUCAGCGGCCGGGAAGAAAUCUUUAAGGAUACUUCCAUGAUGCUCCGGGCCGUCACCCAGGAAGACACAGGAUUCUACACUCUAAAAACCUUUAAAGCACACGAUCAACAGGAAAUAACAUAUGUCCAUCUCCAAGUAUACAAGAUUGUGGCAAAGCCCUACCUCCUGCUCAAUCACACCAGACUGAAAAGGAAGAGUGCCUCAGUUCUCACCUGCGUGUCGCCUGACACUGGAGUGGACAUCAGUUGGUUCUUCAAUUACAAGCCCCUGAAUAUCACGGAGAGGAUCACGCUGUCACCUGAAAAGCGCGAGCUCACCAUAUCUCCUGUCUGGAGAGCAGACGCAGGGGUCUACCAGUGCGAGGUGUCCAACUCCUUCAGUUCCAAGAAGACUAACCCACUGCUCAUGGUGUUGGCUUUCGGCUAA